AUGGUGCAGGGGCAAGGCAACCUAGAUGAUAGGAUGGGUUGGAUGAGUGCGCGGUGGGAAGCUCCGCCAAGGGGCUGUAUAAAAAUCAAUUGUGAUGGGAGUUAUAGUGAGCAGCAGCAGGUGAUGGGUGCUAGAGGGGUGUUUCGUGAUGAGAAGGGAUCGUGGUUGUUGGGGUACAGGAACGCAAGUCAGGGUGGUAACGCUUUUGAAGCAGAGGCGAUGCUAUUAAUUUGUGAAGUUGAUUGCAGGGAUCUUCUCGAUGCUAUUCAAAGGAAAGAUGUGGCGCGGUUUGUUCCUACAGUCCAGCAUAUUCGCAACCUUCUGGGGAGGACAUGGCAGGUUUCCACUACUAAAAAAAACACGAAUUAG
This is a messenger RNA of Lotus japonicus, 369 nucleotides long. RefSeq lists its product as uncharacterized. The transcript has a single exon. The record is from RefSeq and is a predicted model, not a curated record. The coding region runs from base 1 to 369 and encodes 122 amino acids. Gene Ontology annotation, molecular function: nucleic acid binding; RNA-DNA hybrid ribonuclease activity. Lineage: Eukaryota; Viridiplantae; Streptophyta; Magnoliopsida; Fabales; Fabaceae.